This is a messenger RNA of Contarinia nasturtii (swede midge), 1199 nucleotides long. It is a transcript of the gene mRpL39, whose product is annotated as 39S ribosomal protein L39, mitochondrial. The transcript is spliced from 5 exons. Gene Ontology annotation, cellular component: mitochondrion. NCBI's taxonomy places the organism in Eukaryota, Metazoa, Arthropoda, Insecta, Diptera, Cecidomyiidae. Gene Ontology annotation, biological process: threonyl-tRNA aminoacylation. The coding region runs from base 108 to 1109 and encodes 333 amino acids. Gene Ontology annotation, molecular function: nucleotide binding; threonine-tRNA ligase activity. The record is from RefSeq and is a predicted model, not a curated record.
AACACACUUCGGCAAAGAAAACAUUUCGAAUUGUGUGUUUAUUACACUUCACCGAAAAUUUACAAUAAUUUAUUUAAUUAGACAAUUUUGUUCAUAAAUUAACGAAAAUGAAUUCGUUGAGACGUUCUCUGCCAAGGCUAACAUCGAAUUUGCAAAACAUCUGCAAAUUUUCACAACAGCGAUGGAUUUCAAACCGGGACGACGUUCGGAAAUAUCAAAAUGAAUUGUUCGACUUGGAAAAGAAGCGACAACAUGAUGCAGUGGGUCGUAUAGAAAAAAUUGAAGUACGUUACUUGGGCUUACCAGAAGAUACUACACUUAUUAUGAACAAAAACCUGUCGACACCGUACAAUUGUGCACAACAUUUAUCCGAUAUUCAUUGCAAUCGUUCGGCAAUAGCUCUAAUUGAUGGUGUAGUUCCAUGGGAUAUGCACAGACCAUUUGAAGAUUCAUGUACAUUGCAGUUAUUGAAUUUCACAGUGGCUGAACCGUACCUUGCCAAUCGUGCAUUUUGGCGUUCCUGUUCAUUUAUGUUGGGCGCUGCUUUGUCAAAUGUCUUCAAAGACACCGUCGAUGUUCAGUUGCACAGUUUCCCAUCGCCAAAUGUUAAAUCUGGCAGUUUUGUCUAUGACAUUUCCCUGAACCAUCAGGAUUGUACACCAAACAAAGAAGAGCUUCGAACAAUUUCGGCUGAAAUGGUAAAAAUGGCAGCAAAAGACUUGAAAUUCGAGCGUCUGGAGGUGGUGCAUGAUUUAGCAUUCGAAAUAUUCAAAAAUUGCCCAUUUAAACGUGAACAAUUGCCAAGCAUCUCACGAGACGGUUCAGUCAUUAUUUAUCGAGUUGGAGAUCAUAUUGACAUUAGUCGUGGACCAAUGAUGGGCUCAACAGCAUUACUCGGCCGAUGUACAAUUGGUGCUGCAUUCAAAAUAGCCGAUAUUAACAGUACAGACAGUUUUUAUCGGGUACAAGGAGUCGCAUUACCCAAAGAAAUUGUCAUGAAUCACUAUGCAUUUAGUAUCUUAGAAAAUCGUAUUAAAGAAAUGAACCCAGCACGUUUACCGACCGAACCAGCAGACAAAUAUGAACGGAGAUAUGGAAAACUGGCUUAAGCAAUGUCAUAGACAUUUCAUUUCAAAUAUCCAAUCGUUUUGUUAGAUUAUUUUUUAAGAAUAUUUCAAAUAAAAAAAUGACAAAAUUUA